UGCGCAAUGUGCGCAUUGUCUUCUGUCAUCUUGGCACAGCACCCCGGUUUUAGGGCAGGACAAUAUCUUCUGUCAUCACCGCAACCUCAGCAAGGUGAUCGGAUCAAACAAUGGGGAACAGAGACGACGAGUAUGAUUUCCUCUUCAAAGUCGUACUAAUCGGAGACUCUGGAGUGGGGAAGAGUAACCUGCUGUCCCGUUUCACAAGAAAUGAGUUCAACCUGGAGAGCAAGAGCACCAUCGGGGUGGAGUUUGCCACCCGCAGCAUCCAGGUGGACGGCAAGACGAUAAAGGCUCAGAUCUGGGACACAGCUGGACAGGAACGCUACAGAGCAAUCACCUCAGCGUAUUACCGGGGAGCAGUCGGAGCUCUCCUAGUUUACGACAUCGCCAAGCACCUGACAUACGAGAACGUCGAACGCUGGCUGAAGGAGCUGAGGGACCACGCUGACAACAACAUCGUCAUCAUGCUGGUUGGGAACAAGAGCGACCUCCGCCACCUCAGGGCGGUGCCCACUGACGAGGCUCGAGCCUUCGCAGAAAAGAACACGCUGUCAUUUAUUGAGACAUCAGCGCUGGACUCCACAAAUGUAGAAGAAGCCUUCAAGAACAUUUUAACAGAAAUCUACCGCAUCGUGUCACAGAAGCAGAUAGCGGACAGAUCUGCACACGAUGAGUCUCCAGGCAACAAUGUAGUAGACAUAAGUGUCCCCCCGACCACUGACGGGCAGAAGGGCAACAAACUGCAGUGCUGCCAGAGCCUGUGACACUCAACCUCUUGACACUCAUCCUCCACCUCUUUACAUCUCAACAUCACAUCACCUGUGCACUUUUUGCUCCCGUCGCUUUGCUUAUGGCCAACUCCCUUAUCACCCUAUCCUUUUAUUUUUUCUUUCUACCUUUCAUUCUGUUUUAUAUAGGACUUUUAAACUCACUUGUGCUCUUCUAUUCUGCCAUGAAAGAAAACUUCAAGAAGCCUUUAUGUCAUAGGUCAGUCGAGUUGUUCAUGGAGUCAACGUGAAGGUUUCUGCAAUGCAGGAACAAGCAGUGCUGUCUUAACAAAGCCUGUGAAGCUCUAAGAUGUUUGAACUGAAACUCUGUUGCCAACAGGGAAGUUGUGAACUACAUUUCAAUGGUUACCACGAGAUGGUGCUGUGUAAAUAAACCACAGGCGGUUACUCCAACCUGGUGAAGCAGUAUUAUGCGUUUGACAGCUUGGUUCCUAUAACUUUCUUGUGACAUCAGAUAAGUUAUCAUGCCAAAAAUAUCCUCAUUAUGUAUUUAUUGAAGAAUAUUUGGCUUAAGUUGUCAUUGUUUUACUUUAAAUUCAAGAACUGUAUAAAUUUACAAUAAAAUUCUUGACAAAA
Plectropomus leopardus (leopard coralgrouper) is the source of this 1367-nucleotide messenger RNA. RefSeq names its product ras-related protein Rab-11B. The record is from RefSeq and is a predicted model, not a curated record. NCBI's taxonomy places the organism in Eukaryota, Metazoa, Chordata, Actinopteri, Perciformes, Serranidae. Gene Ontology annotation, molecular function: GTP binding; GTPase activity.